Parascedosporium putredinis is the source of this 960-nucleotide messenger RNA. NCBI's taxonomy places the organism in Eukaryota, Fungi, Ascomycota, Sordariomycetes, Microascales, Microascaceae. The record is from the annotation of a GenBank genome assembly.
AUGUCGGCCUCGGAAGCAACAAGGAACGACCCCGCCCCCGCCAAGAUUGUGGUGGGCACGCGCGAGUCUGCUCUCGCACUCAAGCAAACACAUCUUGUUAUCGAGGGAUUGCAGAAGCUGCGCCCCGACAUCAAGUUCGAAGUGAAUGCCAUGAAGACAAUUGGCGACAAGGAUCAGCUUACGGCGCUGUACAAAUUUGGAGGGAAGGGCCUCUGGACGAACGAGCUCGAGGCAAAGCUCGAAGUUGGCGCGGUCGACAUCAUCGUCCACUCGCUCAAAGACAUGCCAACUACGCUUCCCGAGGGCUUCAUUCUUGGCUGCAGCCUGGAGGGCAAAUACAAAACGAUUGGUGAGCUCCCAAAGGGCAGCGUGAUCGGGACAAGCAGUAUCCGGAGGAUAGCCCAGCUCAAGAGGAGAUAUCCACACCUCGAGUUCGCCGACGUUCGCGGCAACAUCCAAACUAGGCUGCGAAAGGGUGACGACGAAGAGGGUCCUUUUUCGGCCAUCAUUCUUGCCGCCGCGGGGCUCCUACGUCUCGAUUUUGGAGACCGUAUCGCGCAAUAUCUCGAUUCCGCAUCGGCUGGUAUCCUGCACGCCGUCGGUCAAGGUGCCCUAGGCGUGGAGGCCCGCAAGAGCGACAAGUUUGUCCUAAACCUCCUCAAGGAGUUUGAAGAUAAUCAAACGAUGCUCGCGUGUUGGGCGGAGCGGAGCGUCAUGCGAACGCUAGAAGGCGGUUGCAGCGUCCCUAUCGGCGUUGAGACCCGGUGGGUCAAUGGAAGGCUGAGACUUUCCGCUACGGUGGUGAAUUUUGAGGGCAACCAGUUUGCCGAUGUGGAGGAGGAAGCUGCCAUUGAAACGCAAGAAGAAGCGGAUAUAUUUGGCCGUGAGGUGGCAAGGAAAUUGACAGAGAAGGGUGCGGAUAAGAUUUUGGACGCCAUCAAGCAAGUUACGGAAAAGUAA